This is a messenger RNA of Menidia menidia (Atlantic silverside), 756 nucleotides long. Lineage: Eukaryota; Metazoa; Chordata; Actinopteri; Atheriniformes; Atherinopsidae. The record is from the annotation of a GenBank genome assembly.
UAUCAUGACAAACAGGAAGUGACCAGUAACUUCCUGGGAGCCAUGUGGCUCAUUUCAAUUACCUUCCUUUCUAUUGGCUAUGGGGAUAUGGUACCGCACACGUACUGUGGGAAAGGCGUGUGUCUGCUUACAGGGAUUAUGGGGGCUGGUUGCACUGCACUGGUCGUUGCAGUAGUUGCCAGGAAGUUGGAAUUGACCAAGGCUGAGAAACAUGUCCACAACUUCAUGAUGGACACACAGCUCUGCAAACGAGUAAAGAACACAGCUGCCAAUGUACUCAGGGAAACAUGGCUCAUUUAUAAACACACAAAGUUGGUCAAGAAGAUAGAUCAUGCCAAGGUGCGGAAACACCAACGCAAGUUUCUCCAAGCCAUCCACCAACUGCGCAGUGUAAAGAUGGAGCAGAGGAAACUCAAUGAUCAAGCUAACACUUUGGUGGACCUGGCAAAGACCCAGAAUGUGAUGUAUGACCUAGUGUCAGAGUUGCAGGAGCGCAGUGAGGAGUUGGACAAGCGCAUCGGAACACUUGAGGAUAAGCUGGACUCGGUGACGGGCAGCUUGCAGGCGCUGCCCUGCCUCAUCUCCCAAGCCAUAACCCAGCAGCAACAGGACUUCCUGGACGGCUUUGUUCACCGCUUUCGACCCGCUUCUCUAGCAUCAGAGCGUUCUGAACGCUCUGAACGAUCUUGGACUUCCACUACUCGUAGGCGACGUUCUCCCUCUACAGCACCACACACCUCUUCUGACAGUGGAUAA